Molecule: messenger RNA, 5118 nt
Organism: Synchiropus splendidus (mandarinfish)
Lineage: Eukaryota; Metazoa; Chordata; Actinopteri; Syngnathiformes; Callionymidae
Gene: gab3
Product: GRB2 associated binding protein 3
Exons: 10
Coding region: 3111-4724 (537 amino acids)
Source: RefSeq, a predicted model, not a curated record
GGACAUAAAGACGAUUUUCUCCUCCUGCUGCUCCUGGACCCCCGGACAUGUGGGCAACAGGUACAUGUGAAGGAGUUCGGCCUCGGCUCAACCCUGGAAACGGAGUAGAGGAAUUAUAGAAUAUCAUAGAUUAGUGUAAUCCUUCAUUUUAGAAAAGCUCUUGACCGUACAAAACAACAUGGAAUUAUGGUGACACAACAAGUACUUUCAGGGUUUAAGCUUUGAUUAGCGGUGGCUACCUGUAAACCGACACCUACCAUCAGAGAAACUCUGUACUGUACUGUAUAUUCUUCUAAUCUUCAGGAGUUAUGAACAGGCAUGGAAGCAUAUUCAUUUGCUCACAUGGAAAUAUAAUCAAACAUGGAAUCUAAUCGAAAAGACCAAUAAAGGCUGAAGAUGUAGCAACUGAUUGGAAAAAGUACAACUACAGCAUUUAUAUUUAAUAACUUCAUUGGUCCAUGUAGAUUGACGCAGUCGUUGCUUAUUGGCACUUAUUCUUAUUAGAGGUCUGUCAAGUUCUCCUCUGAGGAAGUCCUCGUUAGAAACGUGUUUUGGGGUAUGUGCCUUGAAUACUCAAGUGAUCGUACAAAGAACUAUUUGAGAAACAAUAUGGACCUACACCUGUCUUACAAUAAAAGAUGAAUUGAAUGCUGAGACAGAAAUUAGUUUAAAAGAGCAAUAGGAAAACAAAUUCAAGCAAUAAAUACAUUAAUAAUAAAUGACCAAUGGAAAUACAUAAACCAUGAGUACAAACUAAAAUGUAAGCAUCCAUAAUAAAAUGAAGGAACACCGUAUGCUACAUGCCAAUCGCCAAUUACUUGAUGAUUUAUCUUAACUAAUUUGAGGAUUCUUCGCGCAUUAAAUUAGCAAUCGUUCCUUCACAACAGUCAGACGAAGGUCAUGGACCUUCUGUGGGAGCAUACGCACGACCGACUCGGUGUACGAGUGUGUUUUAAGGGGCAAAAACAGAUGCGGUGUUCGAGGCUUUACAGCAAGUUAGUGGAACUAGUACCAGACCUGCUCGCCUCACAUUCUGCCGGCACACUGAAGACGAGGCUCGGGUGAGAGGGGCAAGUCUUCUCAGAACAUUUCUGCAAGUCAGCAUGCUGGCUGUGUUCCGCUGGCUAUGUUACGAGUUGAUCGGCAGAUCUGUCAGACAGGAACACGGGUGCAAGUUAACGUUAUUCUGAUCCUGACAGCUCACACACUGCUGUUCCGCGCUGCACGCCAAGGCCAGAGACAGGUCAUUCGUCCGAGUGGAAUUGUGGGUAAUUUCAAAGAUCCACUAGGAAGAAGAUGCCCUGUGAAAGACAUGGCGCCUUACUAUUUCGCUUUUUCUUCUGAGGUAAGACGUGGAAUUCUUUUGUAUAACGUGCUACUGACUACUGUGGAGGUUAGUAAUUUAAAGCUAUGGUUUUACCUUGGAAAAUAUGUUUGUGUCUAACAACAGCUAUAAAUGUUACUCUUUAUUUUUAAAGUAUCUGAUGCUUGUAUUCUUCUUCACGAGUCUAUUUAUCGUGUGAUCCCGAAAAUUACUGCCAUCUACUGGUAAUACUUAUAAAUGCAGGCAUUUCACUGGCCGCUUGCAAAUACAGAAUUGCUCUGUAAACCCUGAUUAAAAAUAGAUCUUUAGUAAUGGAAUAACCGUGCCAAUAUGAUAAUGUCCCUCCCAAUCACUUGCGUCUAUGUCCCUUAACCAAUUGAAUGAAGUAGUUGAGCUGUGAAACCCUAUCACCAAGUUUGUCACUAGCAUCAGAACAUUGCUUUGACUUUAAUGUACUACGGUUUACACUCGCGCUACAACUGUUUAUUCACUCUAAAAGUAAUCACAUGUGAUUCCAUAAGGCCUCAAGCUAUUGUUGGCUCAAACGUUAUGAACACAGAAUCAAUUAGCAGUGUAAAAUAGCAAACACAGCCGACAUUCAUCUGCGUUGACAGUGUCAUUAUGAGCUAAUAUAAAUAGUGCUGUAGAGGCCAUGUUUGUUUUUCACAAAAAAGUUAUGUAACUUCUAUAAAAGCUAAAUUGAGACCAGCAAAACUAUUUCACACGUCCAGUAAUGUACUGACAGAGACUCACAGGAUCCUCAAGAAACCAAACACUACUUUAAUUAAAAUUAUAUUAUAUUUAACAAUUCAAUUCCCUUUCUUCAUCAUCCUCUCUUGUCCUAUCUUUCCUCUUAAUGUCCUCACAUCCACAACCAGGUACUUCAUUGGUUUCCAUCCUCUUGGCCUCCUUAACUUUAUCUUCAAACUUCCUCAGGUGACGUUUGGUGAAACUUGUAUCUUUACUCUCCAAUGAGCAUCUUCAACUCUGCCACUUCACGUCCAUAUGUCUCAAUUGGACUUGCUGUGGGACCCACAACAUCACCCCUCAAUAGCAGGCCAUCACCCAAAUAUAUAAGAAAAUAAAAUGGCUGUUUAUUGAACUAGAUGUGUAUUUAAGAAGAAAAUAUAUUCUUCAAACAUCACACAUAAUAAUAUAACAGUUCAAUUGUUGUUUAAAAUAAUACAUUGGCUUUCAGUUUUAAAUCUGAACGCCUCACGGUGAGGCAAUAGUAAUGUUCUAAACAACAAAUAACAACAGGUAGAAAGACUGCAUUGUUCAGUGGGUGUGUUCUUGAGAACAGCGAGCAGAAUAGGUGCAGCCUCUGGACUGGGGCUGGGGAGGGGCCACAUCCACAUUCUCUUCAGCACGCCUCAAGGUCCUGGAGGCACGUCACCCACAUCCAAUCACCUCCUCUGCUCAUCCCAUGUUUGUCGACUCAAAUCUAAUAUUUGAGCAAGAUUUCACAUUCGACAAACCUGUCUAGUGGCGCUCAUUACUCUUUCAUGUUCACUCAACACACUUCUUCCAGUCAGCACAAGUUCAACCUUUAAUUCCCUGCUAUUUUUUACCAGACUCCCACACAGCUGCGUCCACUGGCUCAGGGCUGCGGCGUGGAGUCAACCUCCCUCUCUCUGCUGAUCAAUUUCUCCACUUCCUCCUUUAAGAGCGGCUGGGCAGAGCAGCAGAAGACAGGAUGUGCUUUGUGCCGCGCUCAGUUUCAUAGCAGCAGCAGCAGCAGCAGCAGCAGCAGAGAGGACGACACCGCACGCACUCUGCAGUCAAGAUGAGUGCUGGGGAUGUUGUCUGCACCGGCUGGCUCAUCAAAUCCCCACCAGAGAAGAAACUAAAGAGAUUUGCUUGGAGAAAGCGUUGGUUUGUUCUCCGCCGAGGUCGUAUGAGCGGAAACCCAGACGUUCUGGAGUACUACCAAAACAACAACUCCAAGAAGCCCAUCCGCACCAUCGACCUGAAGGAGUGUGAGGUGGAGAUGCUGAACGGCCAGCUCAGAAUCCGGCAUGACUUCAGCGAGAAGCACCUCUUCGUGGUGAAGACCUCGGCUCGGAUCUUUUAUCUGGUCGCCAAGACGGAGGAGGAGAUGCACAGCUGGAUCAGCAGCAUUAGUCAAAUUUGUCGGUUUGGGAGCCUGGAUGAUGCAGAGAGUUCUGAGGACAGCUACCCCCACACGCCAAUGUCGCUCCAGCCCUCCCCAGACAGCUCCGACCGGACGUCUUUCUCUAGUCACCUUGAUUCCAGCCUCCCUCCAGAUUAUCUUUAUCUGUCUCAGUGCAAGACCGGGAGUGUCGGCUCAUGUAGUUUUUCCACCUCUGAGCUCUCGCUGGAGCAGAAGUCUGAGGAAAGUGUGAGAGACAUCACUCCGUCACCUCUCUGCAGUGAGUCCAGCUUCACCCCUCAGUUCAGCCCGGGGGCCUCUUUCUUCCCGCACCCGCGGUUGGCAAACCCACCCCUCAGCGCCCCCUGCACUUCAAUGACUCUCCCUGCUGCCACGUCUUCCCCUCAACACCACUGCGCCUCGAACAUCUUCCAGUUUGACAAACCCUAUCUGUUGGAGGCCACGUGUGAGACGCACACGCCGCCUCCACUGCCCCCCAAACCUACCCACGUGUCCGAGAAGAGAAGUGAUGGAGGCUGCUUGACCAGGCCUGUGAGUCUCUGUCAGUUCCUCAACCACUCUGCUCCGUUUUCUUGCAGGACGUCUCUGUCAUGUUUGGACCAUUUCAAAAAAGCUGCUGAUAGGUCGAUACAGCACCGAAGGCAGAGUCUGAAUUUGCCAUGUUUAAGCAGCACAGCGGAUGAUUCCUACAUCCCUAUGGCUUCUCCUUUGGUCACCACUGUUGAAAGUGAUGGUUACAUCCCCAUGAGGCCCAUUGCUUCCUUUGCGAAAACCAGCAUCGAUGAUUCCUCUGCAGCGCUCGCUCCUCCCUUGAUUCAAGCAGGAGAUUUUGCUCCUCCUCCAAUCCACCGCCACCUGAAGCCCCGUUUGAGAAGAGCUCGCCCACCUCCUCUUGACUUGAGAGGCCUCUCCACCAUCACAGAAUGCCCCACUCAUCUUCCUCUCUGCCGAACGUUAACAGACUCACACUUCCUGCAUCUUGAGAGAAGGCUUGAGAAUGGAGACAAGCCAAGAGAAGGGGAAACUUUCUUGGACUCCAGACUGCACUUCCCUUUCAGCUGUGACGGGACUCAAGUUAGAACAAGAAAAACAAACCUCGACUAUUUAUCCCUGGACUUCAACUCUGCGUCGCCGUCCCCUGUGCAGAAGAAACCCUUUCUGUCCGAUGAGCACAAAGUGGAUUAUGUUGUGGUGGAUGAGAAGAAAACACAAGCACUCAAAGACACCAAAAUGGAGUGGACGGAUGUGAGACAGUCACAGACAUGAAAAGAAGGGUGCACUGGAUAAACAAGCAAGAAUGGACACACUGUAAUGGACACGAAGCCAUCCGCCAUCAUUUGAAACGGAGUGGUGUGAUUCCAAGCACAUCAAUAAAGAACAUUGACUGAGCAUCGCUUGAUCACAUUGUUGUAAUUUAAAAGUGUACAAACAUUUCUGGAGUUAUGUGUUAAAGCGUCAUGAUUGUAAAAAGGAAAAACAUUUCUACAAGUGUAAACACAUGUCACACGCUGUAUGUAUGUAUAUGUGAACCAAAGUGAACCGAAACACCUGCCGACCUCACUGACUUGUGAGUACAAAUUAUUUUCAUGAAAGCACUAUGUUUACAACGGGAAUCACAAAUAAACUAUUGUAGAUGUUUGGCUCUGAUCUACUACAUAUU